AUGAUCAACAAUUUGAACUUAUCGCUUAAAAUCAAUAACAAAGCUCCAGAUAUGGAUUCUCGCCCGUUUACGCCCAUUGACGCAACGGUAAGGACACCUUUGGAACCACCACCACACAAUUUGCCACACCACGGGUCGCAGUUAUCCCUGCAACCCAUGCAAGCAUCAAACAGUUCGUCGCCGUUUUACUUUACCAAUAAUCCUUGGGUCGAACAACAACAGCAGCAACACCAGCAAAUUUACCAAAAUCCCGAGUAUACUGAGUCGGAUGACAUUUUGACCGAUAUUGACGAGCCUAAUGACUUUGGUCGUCGCAACUACACCAUAUAUUUCACGCAACAUUUUGACCAGUUGUUGAUGUCGAUAUACUCGAAUAUCUUGUUGUUGCCUACAACCACUCCAUUCCUGGGUCAUAUACCACCAAGUGGAUUAGCUGGGAGAGUUGCCAAUGAAAUAAUGUCAAACUUGAUCAAGACCUUGAAUGGAAACGGACAACCACCAAUGUAUGACCAACAGAGUAUAAUUAAUCGCGAAUACCUCAAGAAUCACGAAUACCAACCAAUCAUUUUACAAUUGAUAAGAAAGAGAUUGAUGGAUCUUUGUCAUUACAAUCACAACUCCGCCCAGUUUAAGUUGCCCGAGGCCACCACGACUCAAGUUGCCGCCAACACGUUGAGACAUUCGCUGAUUUCAAAUCUUUCCCUCAAUGAAAUGAAUAUCCUGACUUAUUCAAAUGGAAAUGGAAGCAAUUCAAGUUCGGCCAAUCCAGUUCAACCUCCAAGAUCAAGAUCUUCUUCGUUAAAUUUGAGAAAACAGUCAUUAACUAGAAAUAAUAGUAAUAACUGGUUACAUGUGGGUAAUAUGAACAAUUUGCGUCCUCCACAGGCACCACAACAAGGUGGCUACUCCAACUUCAACAUAAGUACCGAUUCAUUACAGUCUAUACAGGAUUCAGUACCACAAUCGAUAAUAACGAGAACCACACCCGUAGUCAAUGCAAAUAAUCCGACCUUGCUCAACCAAUUCCAACAGCCAAAUCCGCAAUACGCCAUGAUGAUGGAAUACAACCCUAAUAGUAACCAAAACAGCAAUACCCCACCCCCAUCCCAUAAGUCAUCUUUGUAUACCCCACCACCAUCAGCCACCAACUCCUCGGCCAAUUUCAACUUGCCUCCAGUUAGUGAUCACGAAGAGUUUGAUUAUUUCCCCAGGGCAAGAUCAGGAUCACGGACCAAUGUCCAAUUCCCACAACACACCUUGAACAUCGACACCAAUCUCGCCAAUUUACAGUUGCAACCGCCAUCCAUGCCCGUCAAUGGCAACACGUUCAACUCAUACCGUCAUAACUCCAAUGGAGCAAUAACUUUGGAUUCGCCGUUUAUGUCAGCCACGACACCAGGUGAUGAUUACUAUGGGGGGUUUCCACAGCCACAAGCACAAGCACUUGGAACGAGUCCUUCGCGUGGUGACAGUCCUGAUCUGAUGAAGCUUGGUGAGUCCGCUAGGUUUAAUUUGCCGGCUCUGGUUAGUCUCAAUGAAAAGAAGCGCGAUUCUCUUAAGUUGAAACGAGGAAUCCAUUGA
Spathaspora passalidarum NRRL Y-27907 is the source of this 1581-nucleotide messenger RNA. RefSeq lists its product as uncharacterized. The record is from RefSeq and is a predicted model, not a curated record. The coding region runs from base 1 to 1581 and encodes 526 amino acids. The transcript has a single exon. NCBI's taxonomy places the organism in Eukaryota, Fungi, Ascomycota, Pichiomycetes, Serinales, Debaryomycetaceae.